AUGACGAAAUACGCCAUUACUGUCACCAAUGACUCUACCCAACCCCGCCACUUUUAUUUCUUUACUGCUCCCCCCCAAGUGGAGGGUAUAGAUGAUGGCAAUAUCUUUGUCAAUACGUGGUUAGAGGCAUGGGCCGAUCCUGGUGAAGUGAUUGAUGUUAGCACCGUUCUUGACUUUUAUGCAUGGUGCGGCCCUAGUGCCAAAAACCAAGGAAAGACUACUAUCUCUCAAGGACUGCCUAGUCCUACACCUGUGACUCUGGGAACCGCCUCUGUUAAAGGCAGCUCGUAUAAAACCCACUGGAAUGAAGGUACUCAUCAUUUUGGCUGGGCCAAGGAUGGCAUUCCUAAUGAAGCCAACCCUGGUGCUUAUUCUAUUAUCACGGAUACUUUCACUCCUCAGGAUUCUCUUCAUAUUGGUAUGGCCUUGAAGAAAAACGGAUCAAAUCGUGCAACUCCAGUUGCAGUGAUCCCAGCGGAUCCAAAUAUGAGAUACAACAUUACCCCGGUUGUUAAGUUUUAUGUUGCCGUUGGCGACAAACAACAAAACGAAAUAUUUCACUACACCGCUGAAAGUGUAAGCGCUGGGUGUUACGAUUUUAUCGGCAAAGGAAAGGGGUACUUUCAUGGUAGUAUCUCUUAUACCAACCAGGGAACCUGGGACCCAACGGUAUACGAUAACGACUUACCUCUCCGAAUUUUGGGGGCACCUACGGAUGCUCAAAGCCUUGUAGCUCUUCCACCUUGGCUCCAGGCUAUUGUUGACUUCACAGUUCCAAUCGUAACUCAGGCUGUCAGGGAUGCUAUUAUUAAUGCUAUUCGCCAGCAGCUCUCCCAAAUUAGUUACACCGUUGGGAACUUUACCUUUUCUAGUGAUGGUAGCAAGUUAACCUUAAGCUAUAGGCUGCCUGUUCUUAAUGCAUCCCAAGCAAUUGUUAGACCACCUCGAAGAAUUAAGCCUGAUUCAGAGGUCUCGGUAUCAUUGGAUGCCAAGAAUGAAAUUCUUAAAAUUACGUUCUCGCCACAAUGGUUUCGUUGCGUGGAGCUUGAUUCCGCCGAUUCCACCGAUCUUGCCGGCCAAUUUGAAACCGCCUCCCUCGAGAGCGCUGGGGUUCCUGCAGCCCUUUCUAAAGCAGUCAAUACGGCUCUUAACAGCGUCCAGUCCAAGCUUCCACCAGGGGAACGUUGGAAUAUUAGUAGCUAA
Orbilia oligospora ATCC 24927 is the source of this 1203-nucleotide messenger RNA. RefSeq lists its product as uncharacterized. Bases 1 to 1203 code for a protein of 400 amino acids. NCBI's taxonomy places the organism in Eukaryota, Fungi, Ascomycota, Orbiliomycetes, Orbiliales, Orbiliaceae. The record is from RefSeq and is a predicted model, not a curated record. The transcript is spliced from 5 exons.